AUGCUUGUGUGGCUUCAAGCUCCUUUUGCUCCUCACGAAGCGAAACCUUGUCAUGGCCUUUGGGACCGAGUCGGCACCUUUGCGAUAUUACUCUGCAUCAACUCCUCCCGAAUUCUAGAAGUCGGUCCUCUCACCGUCAACGACGAGUCCCGACUCUUCGCAUCCACGCGGCGUGGCCGAAAUGCACCGUCGCGAAGUUUGCUCAACCGCACAGCACAAUCCAAGGGGGAUUUCCCCAGGGCGAGACCGUGUGGACAAUCGCACAGUUUAAUAAUGGUCUCGGCAUGUCUUUUUAGUCGGUGCUCUGUGCCAGAUUGA
Molecule: messenger RNA, 318 nt
Organism: Cladophialophora immunda
Lineage: Eukaryota; Fungi; Ascomycota; Eurotiomycetes; Chaetothyriales; Herpotrichiellaceae
Exons: 1
Coding region: 1-318 (105 amino acids)
Source: RefSeq, a predicted model, not a curated record